This is a messenger RNA of Electrophorus electricus (electric eel), 4505 nucleotides long. RefSeq lists its product as uncharacterized. The record is from RefSeq and is a predicted model, not a curated record. Gene Ontology annotation, cellular component: nucleus. NCBI's taxonomy places the organism in Eukaryota, Metazoa, Chordata, Actinopteri, Gymnotiformes, Gymnotidae. Gene Ontology annotation, molecular function: RNA polymerase II cis-regulatory region sequence-specific DNA binding. Gene Ontology annotation, biological process: negative regulation of DNA-templated transcription; circadian regulation of gene expression.
UUGUCUGGAGCUCGGUGCAGCCUCAAUCGGUGUACGGCUGGCAUGCGACCUUAAUCGCAAGUUCACGCCACUCUUCAAUUUCGAUACCGGUCCGUUUAGUAUGCAGCGAUGGACUCUUUGCCUCUCGCGGCAGACCUCUCUGUCAUGCAGCCUGCGGGAAGUGCUUCCUCCCAACCGUCCCUGGAUUCGCUGAGCUCCAGUGACGGCUUCCUUUUUAGCGAUGACGAUUCGGGCGUUUUCGUGUCGGAGGAGGGCGGAGCCACACCGGGUGCCCGCGUGGGGCAUGGCAGUGACAGCCCCGCCUCCCGCUGGUCCCAAGAUGGUUUUGGGGAGGUCAGCGACCCCGCAAGAUCAGAGGCCACCGCCCCGUCCACCCUACCCCCCCCCGCUUCGUCACGCUCUUCCUCAGGGCCAGGACAAGGCACUGAGGAGCGCGGGGGAAGGACCAGGAGGGAGAAUGCUGGAGCAACACGAGGAGAUGCGCUCUUCGCCCAGAAAUGUUUGGAGCUUCAGGGCUUCGUCAGGCCUCUGCUGGAUCUCCUGAACGGUCUAAAGAGGGGACGCUUUGACAGAGGUUUGAGCAGCUUCCAGCAGAGCGUCGCCAUGGACCGGAUCCAGAGGAUUGUGGGAGUCCUGCAGAAGCCUCACAUCGGGGAGAAGUAUUUGCCUACUCUUUUGCAGGUAGAGAUGAUGCUCAAACUCUGGUUCCCUCAAGUGACACUUCGCCCUACCGGCAGAGCCGUGUCCAUUGACCAAUCAGGACAGGGCACAUCCAGUGGCACCACGCCCCCCCACAAACACAAAGACCAGCUGCACAUUCCAGUUAAGAAGCGACGGUUAAGCUGGUCGGAGUCGGACUCCUCUUCCACGCUGCCUCCCAUUGCAUGCCUGUGCCCCCAGGUCAAAGGCCAUGAGAAGUGGAGUCAGCAAAAGGAAGAGGGAGAAGCAGAGGGCCGAUGCGGAGGCCCCAGACCUGCCCUGCAAGCAGACCAAUUGGACAAGACGGGCAGAGCGACAUCAGGACACAAGGCUGUCUACUGGUCUGAGCCUCGCCUGACAUGGGUGCACGUAGCCCCCAUCUUCUCUCCCCCCAAGUCCUGUCCCUCUCAUGAGGGAGGAGGUGGAGCUAAGCAGAAUGGGAGUGGCUACAUUCUCCUCACAGUUCCCUCUUCCACCAGCAGGAGCAGUCCAGCUACACAGGACAGCUCCGUCUCCUCUACGACACCCUUCUCUGAUCCUGCUGGGUGCCAAAAUCAGCCUGUGGACUCAGAGACGUUGAAUCCGGAAACGGGGCGGGGGCAGACUCCUCCAACCAUGACACAGCCUUAGAGUGGAGCAAAACAGCAUCCAUUCAAAACCUGAUGCACUAUAAACAAGCACAAGCAACAAAUCCCUGUUCUGAGCAAUUGAUAUGAGAACUCCAAGGCGUUUCCUUUAGGACGCUUGCAUCAGCAGUGUUGUUUUUAUGAAUAUUUGGCCUUCCUGACCUCAGACACUGGUUACAUGAUUCUGACAGUUUGAUAGAGAGAGACACAAAUGCAUUAGAGGCCUAUAAAAAUAUCCAAAACCACAUGACUUGCUGAUCUGGCAUCAGUUGCCCAUUCCUGUGAAUGAGAUAGCAAGAGGUGUGUGUCUGUGUGUGUGUGCGAGCUUGUACAUGAGGAACUGGGAGAAAGGCGGAGGUGUCUGUUUGGUUGGAGCCUUGGAAGCCAGCCAGCUCCAUCAUGCAAUAAUGUACUGAAAUAUCAACAGAAGGUCAGUAUGUCUCACUGGCGAUUUAUUAGGGCAUUUUUUAGGACACAAACAGAGAAAGCACCAUCCUGUCCUAUCCUGCUCUGCUGUGCUGUGCCUACUGCAUCUGGGCUUUGCAUCUGCUUCAGCGCAAAGGGAAAAUGCAGCAAGAACACGAUGUUCAAGGACCAAGUUUUGCCACCGGCCGCGACAAAUGUAGCAACGCUUCCGAACCCGAAUCCGCGCCUCAGUCGCCUCGACUGGAGCAGUUCACCGCCAGCCUUCGGUAAAGAAAACCGUUCCCGCUAGAGCGUGUUUGGGAGGGGGGGGGUGGGGAUCUCACGUGGCACCUUGGACGGCUUUGCCCGCUAUGGGCGUGGGAGCCGAAGUUUGAACGGACAAAGCAGUUCCGUUUGUGUGCGAGAUCUGUGACGCGGGGCACGUGUGCGUCUGGUGGAGGGGCUGGUCUCCAAAGCCUAAGGGCACUUAACUAGGUGAAGUAUUUAAAAUGAUUUGGUUCGUUGCAGCGUACAUAGAAGUAACCUAAUUAAUGGAACUGAAAUAACAAAGGGUGGGAGGGGUGAAGUAAGUUUACCAAAUGCCCAUAACUCAUGGGAACUUCCCAGAAUAGGGUCCCCCCCCCGGCCCUCCCCUCCAACCUGAGUGCGUGCACAGUUGCACAGUCUUGGGUGCCAUUCCAGGCAAAUGAACUCGCGCUCUUGUAGAUAUUUUCUACGUGCAGUGCUACUUCUCAAAAUGUCCUUGUCUACAAUGGGGGGGGGGGGGGGUAGAAAGAGGGGAAGUUUGGUCUAAAUUUGAAUGGACCCACGUAGCAAAGGAGUCAAGGAAAGUCGAUAUUGCAUUUUCAUACACCGAGACAGUCGAAGAGCUUUACAAAUGAGAGAACACAAAGGUAAUAAAAGAAUUUAAGUUCAGAAAGACAGAAGGGUAAUCAAGGCGCGAGUUCUCUGACAGCGUGUGCCGAUCCACAGGGGCUGGGCUUCACUGUGAGUGCUGCGUCACUGCAAUUUGGUUGAUCACACGAGUUCUGUGCUUGAGAUGGAAAGAACGGGUGUUGUGUGCUACAUCUCAGCACUUGUGUAAGCCCACUGAGAGGCUCUAGAUAAAUAUAAUUUCAUAACACUAAAGCUACGCACAACACUUCAGCAAGAAUACUCUGCAUGAUUACAAACAAUGACGAGCAACCUUUUUAAGCAAUCUUUAAAAAAUAAAAAAGCUCCAGUUUUAAUAAGGUUUAAAAGUGCUGCACCUACCCUCUAAGCAACACUUGCAUUUGCGUAAUUUCAAUGUAACGGUGAUUAAAAUGACAUACUAAUAGGGGCCCUCUGAGCCUCUGAAGGCCUCUCCUAGAGCCUUCAACCUAAGCCAUGUCUGUUCCCUGUCAGCUUGGAAGGUUUUGUCACAGGGCCUUGUGCAGCUUGGCACACCAUCACCAGUAGUUGUACCAUCAGUAGCCCUUAGUCGUAUGAGUGUCCUUGGAAUGGGUCUUUCCUACCAGUUUUCAAAGAUGACGAUAGGGCUGAAAGAAUGGACAAAGCAUGGAUGCAUAAAGAGGUUGGUACAAAACAAAAGCAAACGCGGGGCCAGACUCACGAAAUGAUGCAUGAAACGAGGAAUAGAGAAGAGAAGACAGCAUGUGCUGUAAAUUAAGGCACAUGGGUCGGGAGGAAAAGGUCAUAGGUCAGGUGGGGGGUCUCUGCCCACCAUGCUUUGAACAUCUCUUACAGGCCUGCCCUCAGAUUCCAGUGUUUUAUUUAUUCAUAUGUCAAUUUCUACAUUUAUUUAUGUGAUUAUUUAUUCAUAUGGCAGCUGAGAGAACAGCCGCUAGCUCUACACCUUGUCGACGCGAGGUCUACGUGUUUGAGGUUAAUGAAAGGGUGGGGGUGGGCUGAAGAACAUCGUAGAUGGGAAGACGUGCCUUUUCACCCCAGUAAGACGUGUGCAAAAAUACCUACGCUACAUUUUCUUUUGUGGACUUUUAUCGAAAAUCAGGGUACGCCACAUAAGUACUGAAACACUCAAGUAUUAAGAGGCUUAGAAGUCCGUGACGCACGCCGUGGAGUAGCCAUGGUGACUGGUUCAAUAACACUGGAUUCGGAUCAGCUCCGUUUAUUCCCGAGAAGCACUAAAAGAAGCGGUCAGUAUAAAGCGCAGCGUUGCGCGCGUCGGCCGUUACUCCAACGUGCGCCACUUUCUACGGCCUAGAAAGGGUUCCAUCGGAUAAGUCGAAGUGAUUUUGUUUGGUUUUUUUUUAAAGGGUAUACAAAUGGAAUUGCACAAACUUUGUGUGCUGCUAUAUAGUGUUUAAAAAAAACAAAAAACCUUUUAAACGUUUUUAAUGCUGUCUUUCCCUGUAGCUCAACAGAUUUGCCAUUCUUUUGGCUCUGUGGUAAAGCAUUAGUUUCUGUCUGAUGUGUGUAUUCAUUUGUUUGUUUUCCUUUUUUGCAUCAAGGUUUUGUACAAGUCUGACGCUUAUUGUUUUGACUGUGGUUUUCUCUUUUUUACUGUAUAAGCUAGGCUGGUCAGGAAUGAUGGACUGAAUGAUCUUGAUUCUUGAGCCUUUUUUUUGUAUUGCCCCUUGCUCCUUUUUGUUAAGGGCUUUCUGCUCCCUAUUCUGCCAGCAUAUUCUGUCAACUACUCGCUCUCCUCUUCUCUCUCAUGUCUUUUCCCUUGCUUAGCUUUAUUGAUCUUUCUACUUUUUCAUUAAGGAAAACAAAUGGAAAUCUUUUAAUAAACCACGCAUUUUGGAAAUA